Messenger RNA from Diabrotica balteata, 1292 nucleotides. NCBI's taxonomy places the organism in Eukaryota, Metazoa, Arthropoda, Insecta, Coleoptera, Chrysomelidae. The record is from the annotation of a GenBank genome assembly.
GUCAAAAAUCAAUAAUUUAACCAAAGUGGUAUCAAUAACAAACUUAUAAAAAUGUAGCUAAGUAUAUGUUGGAUUUUAUUAAUCGUUUUGUUAAACUUGAUGUAAGUACUCAAUAUUUUACAAUCUGUUGAUAUUAAUGUCCCAAGUAUGGUUUUAAAGGAUCAUAUCGAAUUGGCAAAUUUUGUCAAAAAUGUACAUGAGGAACUCAGAGAAAAAUCAAAGUUGAUUGGAGUUGAAGCUGCAUGGAACCAACAUUGCCAAAAUACAGAAAAGUUAAAACAGUAUGCAGCCGCCAUGAAAGAACUAGCCACCAAUCAUUGGCAGAACUCUUCUAAAGAUGGUGAAAAUAUUUCAAGAAUUUCAUGGGUGUAUAGAGCUUGUUUGGAUUACUUUAAUAAAGAUAUUUUAGUACUUCGAAAUAAAGAGAUGAACAUAAUGAAAAAACUAAAUGUAAAUGGAUGUAAUAGCUUUCAAACAAUUGCAAAAAACAGAUGGAAUUUACUAGAUGUUGGUAGUUGUUAUAAUCCAUUCCAGGUUUUUGAAGAGUUUAUUGUUACAGCUCUAGAUAUUGCACCUGCUUUAAACAGUGUUUUCAAAUGUGAUUUUAUUAAUGUUAAAGCUGAUCAGAAAUUAAAUUCAGAAAAUAAUGAAAUUACAGUACUCCCAAAAGACUAUUUUGACAUUAUAGUAUUCAGUUUAUUUUUAGAAUACUUACCUUCUCCUCCACAAAGAAAAUUGUGUUGUGAAAAAGCCUAUGAACUUCUGACCCCAGAAGGUAUUUUAAUAAUAAUUACACCAGAUUCAAAUCAUGUAGGGUCAAAUGCAAAAUAUGUAAAAUCUUGGAGAUUUGUUUUAGCAAACAUGGGAUUUUCAAGAAUAAAAUAUGAGAAGUUGAAACACAUUCACUGUAUGGUAUUUCGCAAAGUUCCUGUAAAAGGUAUUACUCAAAGAUGGGCUGAAAUUCACAAAGCAGGACAAGCUUUUGGUGAAAUUUAUAUUCCACAAGAUUUUAAAAAGAAACCACAACAGUCAGAGAGUUUUAAUAAUGUAAAAGAACUUACAGUAGAAGAUAUAGUGACUUUAAGUAAUGAACUACCAUUUUGUGAUACUUUUGAUUAGAAUGUUUAAAACAGAGAAAGAAAGAAACACAACUUUAAAAGCAAGGCUACUUUUAAUUUUAAAAUGUUUUACUAUAAGAUGAAGCACUUAAUAAAGGCAAACAAAUUUUAAGAAACAUCAAGAGAAAUGCAAAAAAUAUCAAAUUUAUGAUGUACUGAUAAUUUUAAUAAACA